Molecule: messenger RNA, 3109 nt
Organism: Pelodiscus sinensis (Chinese soft-shelled turtle)
Lineage: Eukaryota; Metazoa; Chordata; Testudines; Trionychidae
Source: RefSeq, a predicted model, not a curated record
AUAUUACUAAUUGUCAUGUUGUCUGUACAGAAAUGUGGCUUUUCAGAACUAUAUUCAUGGCAAAGGCAAAGGAAAACAAAGAAUGAAUUUUGCCUUCAUGAUGGUCCACCGUAUGCCAAUGGAGACCCGCAUGUUGGUCAUGCAUUAAAUAAGAUAUUGAAAGACAUCACUAAUCGGUUCUAUAUGAUGAGAGGUUAUAAAGUGCACUAUGUGCCAGGCUGGGAUUGUCAUGGGUUACCCAUAGAAUUGAAAGCAUUGUCAGAAUUAAAAGAAGCUCAGAAUCUUUCACCAUUGGAGAUUAGACGUCAAGCAAAAGAAUUUGCAGAAAGGGCAAUUGAGAAACAGAAAUCUGCCUUCAUUCGUUGGGGGAUAAUGGCAGAUUGGACUAAUUGCUACCACACAUUUGAUGGGAAGUAUGAGGCAAAACAACUGAGUGUCUUCCACAAAAUGUAUGACAAGGGUUACAUUUAUCAGGACUAUAAACCGGUAUUUUGGUCUCCUUCAGCAAACACAGCCUUGGCUGAAGCUGAACUUGAAUACAAUCAGCAGCAUGUCAGUCGUUCAGUUUAUAUCAAAUUCCCCUUGUUGAAAUCGCCUCCUAAACUGGCCUCUGUGAUAGCUGGAUCUCCAACUGUCAGUUUGCUAAUCUGGACUACGCAGCCAUGGACUAUUCCUGCCAAUCAAGCUAUUUGUUAUAUGCCGGAUUCAGACUAUUCCAUUGUAAAAUGUGCCAACACUGGUGAAUGGUACGUUCUAGCUGCAAAUAGAGUAGAGUCUACAGCUGCCAUCUUGGACACACAAUUUGAAGUUAUUUCAAUGUGUAAAGGUGUUGAUUUGGAAAAUGGUUCUUGUGCUCAUCCCACGAUUCCUGGCAGAGUCUCCCCUUUCUUGCCAGCAAAUCAUGUGACAAUGACAAAAGGAACAGGUUUAGUUCACACAGCCCCAGCUCAUGGUAUGGAGGAUUACAGUGUAGCUUCCCACCACCAGUUGCCCAUGGAUUGCCUGGUAGAUGAAGAUGGAUGUUUUACAGAAGCUGCAGGUCCUGAGCUUCACAACAAGGCUGUAUUGGAAGAAGGAAAUGAAGCUGUUAUUCAGAUGCUUCAAGCAGCAAAGAAUUUAUUAAAAGAGGAGAAAUGUGUACAUAGCUACCCAUAUGAUUGGAGGACUAAAAAACCAGUGAUUAUUCGUGCAAGCAAACAGUGGUUUGUAAACACGGCAGAUAUCAAGGCUACAGCCCAGGAAUUGUUAAAAAAAGUGAAAUUUAUUCCUGCAUCAGCAGUGAAUAGAAUGCUAGAAAUGCUGGAUAGAAGGACAUAUUGGUGCAUCUCAAGACAGAAGAGUUGGGGUGUCCCAAUUCCAGUAUUCUACCAUAAGACAACAGGAGAAUCCCUAAUAAACAGUGAAAUCAUUGAGAAUGUUAUUAAAAUAGUGGAGCAGCAUGGAAGUGAUGCAUGGUGGAAGCUUCCUGUUGAACAGCUUCUGCCAAAAAAGGUUGGUAGCCACAAUGUACUGGAUUAUGUACAGGGACAGGAUGUCCUGGAUAUCUGGUUUGAUAGUGGAACUUCCUGGGCUCAUGUGUUGGAAGGUGCAGAUCAAAAAGCAGAUUUAUACUUGGAAGGAAAAGACCAAUUGGGAGGCUGGUUUCAGUCCUCUCUCUUAACUAGUGUGGCAACAAGAAAAAAAGCACCUUAUAAGACUCUUGUGGUUCAUGGAUUUACUCUGGGUGAAAAAGGAGAGAAGAUGUCUAAAUCUAUUGGCAAUGUGGUUGAUCCUGACAUAGUAAUCAAUGGAGGCCAAGACCACACUAAGGAGCCUCCCUAUGGCGCUGACGUCCUUCGCUGGUGGGUGGCAGAAUCAAAUGUUUUUACCGAGGUUCUGAUUGGACCAGCUGUACUUAGUGCUGCAAAAGAUGAUAUAAACAAGCUUCGGAAUACGCUACGCUUCAUGUUGGGAAACAUUGCUGGCUUCAAUCCAGACACUGAUUCCAUCCCCAUUUCAGAGAUGUAUGUCGUAGACCAAUACAUGCUACACUUGCUACAGGACUAUGCUAAUAAGGUUACAGAAGCGUACAAAGAAUAUGAUUAUAGCAAAGUUAUUCGUUUGUUGCAAGCAUUCCACACUAGAGAUUUGUCUAACUUUUACUUCAGCAUAAUCAAAGACAGGCUUUACUGUGAAGAAGAAAAAGAUCCUAAACGUCGUUCAUGUCAAACAGCCUUAGCAGAGGCUUUGGAUGUAGUGGUGCGAUCAUUUGCUCCAAUCCUUCCUCAUCUGGCAGAGGAGGUUUUCCAGUAUCUCCCAUACAAGAAAGAAUCAGAGUGUGUGUUUCGUUCCGGCUGGAUUACCACAAGCUCAGUGUGGAAGAAACCUGGCCUAGAAGAAGUGGUAGAGGCUGCAUGUGCGAUGAGAGAUUCUUUCCUUGGAUCCAUUGCUGGCAAGAAUGCUUUGGAGCACGAGGUGGUCAUUGUAAUUGAGCCUGGGCUGCUCUUUGAGUUAAUGGAGGCCCUGCAGUCUGAGGAAUCUUCCAGUGUCUCUCAGUUAAAUGAAAUCAUGAUGGCUUCACAAACAACUCUACUGUCUGAACUACCUAUAGAAAUGGCCACUGAUGAAAAGAUCAUUAAAGGGACGUUUUUGAUCAACUUAGAAGGUGGCGAUAUUCGUGAAGAGUCAUCUUAUAAAGUUAUAGUGCUUCCAGCUGCUAAAGCAAAAUGCCUUCGUUGUAGGAAGUACACUGCUGAUUCUCUGCUCUCACUGUGUCCGCGCUGCACAGAAGUCAUUGCUGGGAAAUGGAGUGCUUAAAGGUUAAAGCAGCAAGACAAGAGCUGGACAAAUAUGUAGAUAUUUCCACUUGAGCUGUAAAAUAUGUAAAGAUGGCAAAUUCAAUGCUUCAUUAACCAAAUGGAACCCCAACUACAAAAUAACUGCAGAAUUAAAAGAAAACUCAAUGUAUGCUGAAGAAAGCUAUAGCUGGUCUUGGGCAAUGCAUUUUAUGCCUUAAUCUGAGCAGAACUACAGUAGUGGAAAAAACUUUCAAAAUGCUUGUUUAUAUCAACUUUACACUUAAUAAAAGCUGUUCUUCAAACCAGAGUGCUGUUCUUUGAACAGUCUUGGG